AACAAUGUUUGCUAUCACCAAUAUUUCUACAUAUUAUUGUUGUUACUGAAAUGAAUAUUAAAACAUAUUUUUUCUGUAAAUUAAAAUUUAAUAAAUCAGCAGAAAAUUAUUUUGAAAAUCAAUAGAUGCACCUGAAAAUUUGCAAGCAAAACAAUUGAUAACAAUCAUCGUCAAGCACUAUAAAUAGCUGGGGCAUUUAAUGAAUUCAGCACAGUUCAACGUUUUAAGCAGACACGGCAACUACUAAGGAGCAACUAACACUAAAGAAAUAUAGAAAAAUGAAUUCCUUGAGAGUUUUAAGUGUGGUGGCCUGUUUAUUGGCCGCUACUUGUGCCACUCCCACCAACAGUGACAUGCGUUCAAAUGCCGCUAGUGGCAGUUUGAAACCCUCACAAUGGUUGACUCCUAGUGAAUUGGAAGAUACUCCUGCUUUGGAUGAGGUUACUUUGGAGAAAUUGGAAAAAAUGUCGGUCGAAAAGGGAGCUAAAUUGAUGCAGAAAUUGUAUCACAUUUCUCAAAUCAACAAUCAAUUGGAACCCAAUUUCGUGCCCAGCCCCAGCAAUGUUCCCGUUUACAUUGUCAAAAGCAAUGGCAAAAAGGAAGCUGCCAAUUUGAAUAACUUUGUCCAAAUGGCCAAACAAGACAACAGCUUUGGCGAUGAAGAAGUAACCAUUUUCAUUACCGGCUUACCCUCCACCACGGAAACUGUCAAGAAGGCCAACCGCAAAUUGAUCCAGGCUUACAUUGAUCGCUACAAUCGUAAACAACAAAAGCCCGAAAGUAACAAGAACUCUGACGAACAAACCGGUGCUCGUACUUCUAGCGAAGAAACCUCCUCUGAAUGGCAAAACCAAAAGUCUACCACUGGAAACUUGAUUGUUAUCGAUUUGGGUCAGACUCUCAAUAAUGUUAAACGUUUAGCCAUGUUGAAUGUUGAUGAAACUGGUGCCAUGAUUGGCAAGGCUUUGGUGCAAUUGACCAGCGAUUGUGAUGUACCCCAGGAAAUCAUCCAUGUGGUUGCUCAAGGUGUUGCUGCUCAUGUAGCUGGUGCUGCUGGUGAUGAAUACACCCGCUUGACUGGCCAUCAAUUGCGCCGUAUCACCGCUUUGGACCCCUCCAAGAUUUUGGCCAAGAAUCCCAAAGUUUUGACCGGUUUGGCUCGUGGCGAUGCUGAAUUUGUUGAUGCUAUCCACACCUCCGCCUAUGGCAUGGGUACCUUGAAUCGUGUUGGUGAUAUUGACUUCUUCCCCAAUGGUCCCAGUGCUGCUGUGCCUGGUGCUGAAAAUGUUGUUGAAGCUACCAUGCGUGCCACCCGCUACUAUGCUGAAACUGUCCGUCCUGGUAAUGAACGCAACUUCCCCGCUGUCGAAGCCAACUCUUUGAAACAGUACAAGAACAACAAUGGUUUUGGCAAACGUGCCUUCAUGGGUAUUGCCACCGAUUUUGAUCUCAGAGGUGACUAUAUGUUGCAAGUCAACGAAAAGAGUCCUUUUGGAAAGAGAGCUCCUGCCCAAAAACAAAACACCUACCAUGGUGUCCAUGAAUCUUGGCGUCAGGAUAAAGAUGACUAAAUCGUAUUAAAUAUCUGAUCAGCAUUAGAAGUUAUUGUAUUGCAAGGCAGAACAAAUAUGAACUGUGUAUUGAAGCUUAUUGAAUAAUUCAAAAUUGUGGUAGCAUUUAGUGAAUAUAAUAAUGAAUUCGAGUUAUUGUGAAAAUAAAGCAAUUUUUCUAAAACAGA
Messenger RNA from Calliphora vicina (urban bluebottle blowfly), 1738 nucleotides. Its product is annotated as vitellogenin-1-like. The record is from RefSeq and is a predicted model, not a curated record. The transcript has 2 exons. Gene Ontology annotation, molecular function: lipase activity. Lineage: Eukaryota; Metazoa; Arthropoda; Insecta; Diptera; Calliphoridae. Gene Ontology annotation, biological process: lipid catabolic process. The coding region runs from base 279 to 1571 and encodes 430 amino acids.